CUGUGAUCGUCCGCGCCGCAUACGCUGUCUCGCCCAGGCGUGUGAACUUCUGAUGUUUCGACCGCAGUCAAUGAUCUUUUCAUCUGUCUCGGCCGUGUCGCCAACAUCGCCGGCGUCGACUCUGCCAGCGCUGCUACCCUAUCAACCUGGUUCGGUUGCCAACGCACUGCUAGAGACUGUCGCCCUGGCGCAGCACAUGGCUUUCGCUAGCAAAAAUUCGUUUUUUACCACUACAAAAGCUGAAUCGCCCCAUAUGGCCGCUGUUUCACCCAGCACUUCCUAUGGAUCGCCCAUUUUUGCUAUGAAGCGAGACCGAUGUGUUGGCUGCGGCAGUGAAGAUUCCAUAAGAGUGCAUUAUGGGGCAAGCUCGUGCCAUGGAUGUAAAGCAUUUUUUAGGAGAAGUGUGUUCGAGGGUCGAAAUUACGUAUGUAGUGCGGAUAACAAUUGUGACAUUAACAAUGAAUCUCGGAAUAGAUGUCGAGCAUGUCGGUUAAGAAAUUGCAUCGAAGGUGGUAUGAAUCCCAAGCACGUAAGAGAAGAACGAAACAAACAGGAACGAGUUGAAAGACCAUCGGAAGUGCAAUGUUCAGAUUCGGAGACUGUGAGGCAACUGCCCGAAGAAAACCCCAUAACAUUGUUUCUUUGUGCUCUUGAAAAACAGACAGAAAUGCUGACGGACGAUGAUGUGAAAGGAAACGAUGUGAUGGGAGAGUGGAGUCGUGAUAUUUCGAUAACAUUUGGCUUGCAAAAUCCACAACUCGUCAUAAAGAGAUCCCCGAUGGACUGGUCAUGCACUCGAAUAAUGCAAGCCAAUGAUCUUUACAAACAGUGGUAUCGAGCAUUUGUUCUGCAUGCAGACUGGGCUAUGGGCAUACCGGACUUUCGAGUACUUUCAUUAGAAGAUCAGACUAGCCUUUUCAAACAAAACUUCAUGACAUUCGGCUGGAUGGCAUACGCUUUCAAAUGCUAUCAACUCAAUCAACAAGCUGUAGGUAUCCCUCUUGGAAAUGGUGCUUAUAUUCCAUACAAUGAUGAAGCACAGAAGCAAAUGGAACAAAGGUGGAUCUCUUCUUAUGGGGUGGUGUGCAAGAAACUUAUGGAUCUCAUCGUAAAACCUAUGAUUGAGCUGGACAUGUCCGAGCAAGAAUAUUGCUUACUAAAAGCACUUUCGCUAUUUCAGCAAGACUGCAUAUUGUCGGAAAAUGGCGCUGCGAUGUGUAGCCGAGUAAGAGAUCGCCUACUUGAAGGACUCAGUACACAUAUAGAGCGGCGCUUUUCGAAUCUACCUCCUACACAACGUUCAGUUCGAGCGCUGAAGUCCACCUUGCUUCUGCCAACUUUAUCAUACAUAGGCCAAGUGGAAGCAUCAGUGAUUGAGCACCUUACCGCCAACGAUUUACAACAGCUUAGCGGUGUUCCGAUGGAGCUUUGCGGUUCGGUCAAAUCUAGUUUCUAAUACUGCCAUGUCAUAAAUCACCUGUGAUUGUCACAGCGUCUAUUUGAUGUAUCACAGACAUAUUGUGUCGCGGGUUUUAUAAUUAUGUAUACAUUAUUUCCA
Molecule: messenger RNA, 1558 nt
Organism: Cylicocyclus nassatus
Lineage: Eukaryota; Metazoa; Nematoda; Chromadorea; Rhabditida; Strongylidae
Source: the annotation of a GenBank genome assembly